This is a messenger RNA of Etheostoma cragini (Arkansas darter), 584 nucleotides long. Its product is annotated as regulator of G-protein signaling 9-binding protein. The annotation marks the transcript as partial. The record is from RefSeq and is a predicted model, not a curated record. Gene Ontology annotation, biological process: G protein-coupled receptor signaling pathway. Gene Ontology annotation, cellular component: neuron projection. The transcript is spliced from 3 exons. NCBI's taxonomy places the organism in Eukaryota, Metazoa, Chordata, Actinopteri, Perciformes, Percidae.
GCCUGUCUCUAACCUGUCUGUCUGUCUGUCUGUCCCCAGGCCUGUCCAAGCGUCUGCUGCGUCUCCUGUCUCACUGUGAUUCCGACCCCCCAGGUGUGGAGGACAGACAGGUGUCAGAGCGUCUGUGGGUUCUCUUCCUGUCGGCGGUAGAGAACUUCCUGUCUGACCUCCAUAAGGCCUGCGAUCUGAUUGGACGGUUCCCUCUGAGGCAGCGCCAUGACAGACGCUCACUAGUCAACACAGGGUGUACUGAUGGCGUGGUGGGGGUGGCAGCCCGGGUGGCAUUGGUCCAAGCUCCGUGGGUGACCCUGGAGGAGCAGCCGAGCCCAGAUCUGACCAAUCACAUCGCAGGACUGGAGGCCCUGCUGACCGAGCUGCAGCUGAGGGUUCCUGUGGCGUUCUGGGAGGUGGAGGCGACCCAGCCUGCGUGGGUCGAAGGUCACGGCGACCCUAACGACCCUGACGUCACCCUGGAGGAGCUGAUGGAAGUUGAGGUCGUCUCCAACAAGAUGGCGGCGUGUUGCCAGCCAGCGUGCUGCUUGCUGGGCCGGGUCGGGUAGGGGGGGUUUGCUGCGUACUGGGCC